GUCGAGCGCACGGCCGGCGGCGGCGGCGGCAGCGCGUUUCAAGAUGGCAGCCAAGCGGAGACGCUGAGAGGAAAGCGGCCCGAAAAGCGCGCGCGUGUGUGUGUGCGUGUGUCACGACCGGGAGCGUGCGUCGAUCGGCGGGCGCGAUCGGCCCCUGCAACCCCCCGGCCCGAGCGCCAUGCGACACUGGGACUGCCACACGGACGGGCACAGCGGCGUCAACCAGCUCGGGGGCGUGUAUGUCAACGGGCGGCCUCUGCCGGACUCGACGCGACAGAAGAUCGUCGAGCUGGCGCACUCCGGGGCCCGGCCGUGCGACAUCUCGCGCAUCCUCCAAGUCUCCAACGGAUGCGUCUCCAAGAUACUCGGAAGGUACUACGAGACGGGCUCUAUCCGGCCCCGAGCCAUCGGUGGCAGCAAGCCGCGCGUGGCGACUCCGGACGUUGUGGGCAAGAUCGCCGCGUUCAAACGCGAGUGCCCGUCCAUCUUCGCCUGGGAGAUCCGAGACCGGCUCCUCUCCGAAGGCAUGUGCUCCGGUGACAACGUGCCCAGUGUGUCCUCCAUCAACCGGGUCCUGCGCAACCUGGCGGCGCAAAAGGAGCAGCAGCAGGCGGCCGUGCAGGGCGUGUACGACAAGCUGCGCGUGCUGAGCGGUGCCUCCCCGCUGGGCUCCGCAGCGGCGGCGGCCGCAUGCUGGGGUCCGUGGCAGCCCGCGCAGCCGACGCCCACGCAGCCCGGAGCACAGGGUCCGCUGGCUGCGGCCGUGGCGGCGGCAGCAGCAGCCUCCACCACGCUGCACGCGGCACAGCACAACAAGGCAACCGCAGAGCUGGACCCGGAGUCCCAAGAGAGCGGUGACGACGAUGCGGCGGCACGGUUGCGACUCAAGCGCAAGCUUCAACGGAACCGAACCUCCUUCUCCAUGGAGCAGAUAGAGGCGCUAGAGAAAGAAUUCGAGCGCACCCACUACCCGGACGUCUUCGCGCGGGAGAGGCUAGCCGCCAAGAUCGACCUUCCCGAGGCACGUAUUCAGGUCUGGUUCUCCAACCGGCGGGCAAAGUGGAGACGCGAGGAGAAGCUGCGCAGCCAGCGACGCGACGGCGCCGGCAACGGCGGCAGCGGCGGCGGCGGCGGCUCGGCCGGUCUCGGCACCGGAUGCAGCCCUCCCCGACCGAGUCCCGGCUACGCGAGCCCGCUCUACCCGUCCUUACACGCGCCUUCGGGGUGCGGUGGGGGCACCGGCGGCGUCGUACCGGACGUGUACGGCAGCGGCUCGCCGGCCACGGGCUACGCGGCGGCCGCGGCUGCCGCUGCAGCGGCUGCGUCGUGCCUUCAGCAGCAGCAACAGCAUCACCAGCAACAGCAACACCAACACCAGCAGUCGCACCACGGCUCGGUGACGGUACCGCCGCCCCCGACCUCGCCGUACGCACCCUGCGUGCUGGGACCGUCGGGAGGCGCGGCGACCGCCGCCGUCUCCAGGUCGCCGUACGACUCGAUCACCGGCCCCUAUUCGUCCAGGCCUUCGCACCUCAACGCUCAGCUGGCCGGAGCCGGAUCUACGGGGCUCAUCUCUCCGGGCGUGUCGGUCCCCGUGCAAGUGCCCGGCCACAACAGCGCCGACCACCUGGCGUCCAGCUACUGGCCUCGGAUCCAGUAGGCGCCGCCUGACUCUGCGGCAGAGGCGAACGGGCGCAUGCCCCAGCGGCUGGGAUACUUCUGAUGAUGGCCGCGGCGUAUAACUCUAAACAUCCCAUCAUCGACCUACGGCAGCAACGUUACGAAUUUGGAAGUGAAGCACAGUUCGGCACUGCGUCUCGCGGAGGCGGUAUCAUUUCUUGCUCGGGUAGAGAAAACAGAAAAGGCGCUUUCGCGUGCCUUGUAGCAGUCCCGCUGUGCUCCACCAAACUCCGCCGCGUACUGUCAGAGAAGCUAAUCGCGCAGUGGACAGGCUCGAAAUCUUGAAGACGGCACCAGUAUUUGCCACAGAUAUAUUCAGGCGCAAGGGCAGGAAAGACAUAAAUAUGAAUAUUGGCACGCGAACUUUGUGAUCUAAGCCUUUGUCAUCUAGAUAACGACGUGCGCGUAUGGGCAUAUUGCGGGGCCGGCCAGACGUAUUGCGAAUAAAUUCCCGUGUGAACUGAACCGGCCAUGCCCAUUUCAAAAGAUGUUGAACAAAGGUUAAAUGGGUUUCGCUUAUUCAUAGCCGUAUUGUUACGCCGUCGACGACAGCGACAAAAAGUAAAAAGCCGUAAAUGCAUCACCCCCCCCCCCCCCUCCUUGCCCCUAUGCUCUUCUGUUUCAAAGUAUAAAUCAAAGUAUGGAAUUUACUUGGACCACAGUCACCGUGGCCUACAGUGUGACCUAUUAUAUACCGUGCUGCGUCCGUCCAACCACAAUUGGCCCCUCGCUUACGUUCACGCGGACGCUUUGCCGAACUGUGCCUCCAAUUCAAACACGAAGCUUGCCGUGAGCCACCUUCGUACGUUCAUCCACGCACCGUCGCCUCGAGCGGAAGAAUAGUGACGCCGCAGAGUCUGGGCUGCUCUCACUGGCAUCCGCCGCCCACCACGCAUCUCAAGGAUAUACAGGCCACCUCACCAGAAGACUGUCUUCACUGCAGUGAAGGACGUGCAGGCCCUCUGACCACCCACCCCCGCCCCUGUGCUGUGAAACUACGAUGAACCGAUAAAGACCCAGUGACAAUUGUGCGCGUGCUUCGCAGUUUUUAUUUGUGAUCCGUCUUAUGAACAACGUUGAAAACGUCGAAUCGAUUCUCUGCACCGACUCGCCGCCUAUCGAAAAGUCAUGUUGGAACGACGCUGCAACUGCCGUUUAGUGGCGUGGUCGCUGUACUUGACACGGGGCGAACAAAGUAAGAACUCCGAAUGGGGCAGCCAUUUUACGCAGGAUUAAGGAAUGCAUGAUUGCGGAGUCGUGUCAUAGGGGAGCGCGUGCGAGCUUACGCUCGCAGUCAUCGAAAUACCCCGACAUCGGAGUUGCUGCGGGUGAUUGCAAGCUUUUGGCACACUUUUGCACGAUAGAUUUGCAUGAAGGAUACUCUAACGAUGUAAUUUAACGCUUAAUCAUAGCCUCGAGGCUUGCGUGCUCGUUACAAGCAUUCACAUUCCUUGUGUUCUUUUUUUUUUUCGGAAGCUUCAUAUUAACAGAGACCCACACGCUUCUAAGUCACACUUAACUCUUCUCAAAAAUCUCUUCGAAACCGCAGUGACCGCUUUCACGUCAUCAGUGGAUGAAGAUGCCAUCGCAGUAAUAGAACUACUUUUGACUUACGAACGUUAAAACUGUGCUUCCAACUGGAGGCACGGUGGCGCUAAGAAGAUUCGAAGAUUAUGCAUGGGAGCGAUGAAACAUACUAUGUUGCGGCUGAUAUGGUUGCGAAUAGGUGUAACACAUUUGUAGGUGCGCACUUAUUUCGGCGUCCCUGAGUAUAGUGCGUCAGCACAACACACGGACGAAUGCAAUCGAGAAACGAGCAAAGCGUACAGAAUGAUCAAGCGGGUCCCAUACCAGCAUGCAGGCUCAGAUAGGCUAGCCUGUCAAAAUCAUACUUACAUACUAUGACCGAAUGGCCCUUCAGCUUAGUGCAUAAAAAGGCAAAUCCCUUGUUGGGCUAGGUGGGGAAAUGUAGCUAUUAGAAGACAGGUGCGCACAGACGAACAUCUUGUCUGUCCUUUACUACAUGUGUAUUUAUUCGUGCCUGUCUUCAAAUACUUCGUACAUUAAAGUUGUCCACUCGGUACUCAUUAAUUUCUUUCCGUUCCGUGGUCGCCAUAUACGGCGUGUUCUCCCGCUUCUAAACAAUCAAUCAGUCUUAUACCACUUGAAUUAUUAUUAUUUUUUUUUUGAGAUGUACAGUACGUUGCUCGAAGAAGCAAAGAAAAAAAACUAAUCUGUAGUCUUGAGGAAAUUUCCAGAACGUUUACCAAUCAUGUCGUCACUUCCGUUUGUCCUCAAAUUCGGGCAGGGCAAUCAAAGCAUGUAUAGGCUAAUGACAAAAAGAACAGCUGGUAACCCGAGUGUUGCUGUACAGCAACACAACGGUAAGUCCGAUAUCGGAUAUAGCCUCAGGCGACGAGUCGGUGAGUGGAAAGGGCAAAACUGCAUGCUUUAUACCAGAGCCGUGUAUACCUCAACGAGUGAACCGGAGGUGUGCAUAUGGACAUUCGCACGUGAGACUCGAGAGAGAACGUGGUGUGCGCGUGUAUUUGUGUGCUCGUGUGUGCGCGCUUCUUGUGUGUUGUGAGUGACAGGAAGAGACUGCUGAAGCGUCGACGCGCAUGCUCCCCCAUGCUGCAAGCCACGUGAUGCACUUUCGGCGCGAACGCUCUAGUGCCUCGCAGUUUUAAUAAAUAAACACAUUUCAUCGUCACA
Dermacentor silvarum is the source of this 4395-nucleotide messenger RNA. RefSeq names its product paired box protein Pax-6. Lineage: Eukaryota; Metazoa; Arthropoda; Arachnida; Ixodida; Ixodidae. Gene Ontology annotation, biological process: anatomical structure development; regulation of transcription by RNA polymerase II. Gene Ontology annotation, molecular function: DNA-binding transcription factor activity, RNA polymerase II-specific; RNA polymerase II cis-regulatory region sequence-specific DNA binding. The record is from RefSeq and is a predicted model, not a curated record. The transcript has 8 exons. The coding region runs from base 179 to 1660 and encodes 493 amino acids.